UGUGGUUCGAAAAGUGAAGUCGGCAGGACACAUCGACGACACCGUCGCCAACGAUGACACCCCAGGACGGACUCCGCUCAUACAAGCACGGCAGCUGCCUGGUCGUCGGAAUCGCGACCAUUGACGUGAUCAACACCAUUCCAGAGUUCCCUGCAGAGGACAGCAAGAUUCGAGUGACGAGCUCCCGACGAUCCAGGGGCGGCAAUGGCACCAAUGUUUUGGUGGUCUGUGCUCAAAUUGGAGCGUUCCAGGCCCUCCACUGGGUCGGCACACUUGUUGACCCCCUCGUGAACGCGGACUCCAAAUUCAUCUGCGACGAAUUGAGCGGCCACUAUGGCAUUAGCCUCGAAUCCUGCGAACUUGUCAACGCAGGGUCCAUGCCGACGUCGUACAUCAUGUCCAGCGACGCAACUGGGUCUCGGACGAUCUUCCAUCAUCGCAACCUACCCGAGCUCAGCGUGGCCCACUUUGCAUCUCAGCUACCUCUCUGGCAAGGGCAGAUAUCGUGGGCCCACUUCGAAUGCCGCGACACGACCGCCACGUCCGCCAUGCUUGGGCUGGCGCGCCCGGUGAUCCCGGUCCUGUCGCUCGAAGUCGAAGGGCCACGCCACGCAUGGGCAUCUGUCAAAUCGAUGCUCCACUUGGUCGACUACGUGUUCAUCAGCCAAGUGUACGUGACGUCGUUGGGAUUUACUGAUGCCAUCGCGUUCCUCAACUCUCUCUUGGACGAUGGGACGGUGCCCCAGAAAGGCGGCAGAGACCCCGAUGGCGUUCGUCUCAAAGCCAUAGUGUGCCCAUGGGGAGCGACUGGAGCGUUUGUUCGGCAUGGUUUAGCGCAUACGAGCAACUGGGCAGUAUCCCAUGUACCCGUGGAGCCGGUUGCCGCCGUCGUGGACUCUGUCGGGGCUGGCGACUCGUUCGUUGCGGCAACCAUCUCGGCCAUUCACACCGGCAUGCCCAUCUUGGAUGCAGUUGCGUUUGGCUGUCGAGUUGGACGGCGAAAGUGCAUGCAAGUCGGACUCGAAUUCGAUCCCGACGCAUUCACUUAAACGCUAUACGAUCGAAUGGUUCGGCCGUGGUGACCUUUUUCACACGGGUACCCCCGGCAGCUCCACCAUCUCGCCCGGAAAUUGCAUACACCCGUCCAAUGACGCUGUAAAGCAUGUGUAAAAGCUGCACGGGGUCGUUCCAUGCGGCAACCCCGAUCGUGCUUGGCCA
Messenger RNA from Aphanomyces invadans, 1218 nucleotides. RefSeq lists its product as hypothetical. The transcript is spliced from 8 exons. The coding region runs from base 54 to 1049 and encodes 331 amino acids. NCBI's taxonomy places the organism in Eukaryota, Oomycota, Saprolegniomycetes, Saprolegniales, Verrucalvaceae. The record is from RefSeq and is a predicted model, not a curated record.